Messenger RNA from Neofelis nebulosa (Clouded leopard), 2388 nucleotides. It is a transcript of the gene BEND2, whose product is annotated as BEN domain containing 2. The transcript is spliced from 14 exons. Lineage: Eukaryota; Metazoa; Chordata; Mammalia; Carnivora; Felidae. Gene Ontology annotation, molecular function: DNA binding. The record is from RefSeq and is a predicted model, not a curated record.
AUGGGGAGAGGACAAGGAGUAGAUGGUUUACCAGUCCCAGGUGACCAGGCAGUUUCACAAAUGAGCCAUCUAGCAACUUUAAAAAGACACAGCUCCAACUCAUUGGAAGUGGAAUUUCUCCCAUCACACAAAAGAAGACGAUCAUCUUAUCCACGGGGAGAUUAUAGGGUUUGUAUAUUAAACCCAGGCCGGUUGCCGCAGCACCGCCAUCUUUUCCUUUUCCGUCCUUGCCCGGCGUCCCCUUCUGGAAGACCCCAGCCCUCCGCAGCCCGGGAGGCGGAGGGGGCGCCCGCCCGCUGCGCCCUGGCCCUUCCGCAGCUCUCUGGCCAGCUCCCUGCCGGUCCCCACGAGCUCCCAACAGCCCAGCCCCCCGCUUCUUCCUCUUCCUUCACGGAGGCGAGGCAGGGUGGAGCCGCGGGCCCCUCUGUACCAGAGGACCAGCAGGAAACCCAGCCCCUGACCAACUCUGUGGGAGCUCCUCUUCAGUCGGCAGCAUCCCCUGAGCUACAGCAGCCGGACCUCAGGCAGAAGCCACCAAUUCCCAAGGUUGUCCCCACGUUUUCAUUACAGUCCAAUCGCACACCAGGCGGCCCAGCUCCUGGUCUUGCCGCCCUUUCCUACUUUGUCAGCGAAGGUGCGGACGGUGCCAGCUGUGUUACCCUGUCUGCCCAGUGUCCUCCAGCAGUACCUCCAGCCCUUCUGCCACAAGGAAAGCCCAGUCUGGCCCAGUUUCCUGAGGCGGCAAACCGCUCAACUUUACCGGAAAAUAGCAGCAUGGACCCACAUGCUGCCUCGUCAGCUUUCUGCAUCCCUCCCAGUUUUGAAAUGCCAGGAAAAGCUGAAGCCAGCCUUGGAGACAGCGCUAAGUCAGUGUAUUACCCAACUUCGUUGGGACAUGACAGUGGCCAAGAUACUGCCUCUUCAUCUGUUUUCGUCCUUCCCAGUUUUGCACUUGACAAAGUUAUGCUUGUCGAAAUGCCGGAAAAAGCAGAAACCAGCCUGGAAAACAGCUCUCAGACGGUGUAUUACCAAACUUCAUUGGGAAAUGACACUGGCCCAGAUCCUGCCUCUUCAUCUCAAUCCAUCCCACCCAGUUUCGAAAUGAUGGGCAAAGAAGAAACCAGCCUGGAAAAUAACACUAAGAUGACAAAUUGCCCACCUGUAUUGGAAAAUGACAGUGGUCAAGAUACUUCAGCAUAUUUCUUCAUCCCUUCCAGUUUUGAAUCCAGGACAGAAAUGAGUUCUGAGACAAUGAAUUCCUCAACUUCAGUGAAAAACAACAGCAACCGUGACACUGAUUCAAAGUCUUUCUUCCUCACUCCUGGUUUUGAAAUAUUGGUAAAAGCAGAAAAUGUCAUGGAAAACAGAUCUUACUCAACUAUAUUGGAAAAUGACAAUAGCCAAGAUUCUAGCUCAUCAUCUUUCUGCAUCUGGUCCAAUUUUGGGUAUCUCGGUGAUCCAAAAAGGAAUGUCAGGGUGCUUGAUGCUCAUUUGCUGACUGCACAAAGGAAGGCUAAUCCUAGGCAUGCAGUCCGCUACCUGAUUCAUAUUUUGUUCUCCAAGGAAAUUCUGACAGACGGCUGGGUAGGUGUCAAUUCCCAAGGCCUCCGACCUCUAGAUGCAAACAAAAUGGCUGCAUUAAGAGAACAUCUGCAAUCAGUUUUUCCCGGCUAUGAUUUGCGUGAAUAUGGAAAUUACUGGCAAACCUGUAUUGCCGAUAUCAAUUCUCUGAUCAGCUGUUUGCGUUCUGAAGCCAACACAACACGAAAAGCUGGUGACAACAGUAAAGGCCCUACCAAUCCUGAUACACCAGUGGCUGCAGAUUUGAACGGUACGAGGUAUGGUAAAGGCAGUGAAAGCAGUUCCCAGUUAUCUCAGCAAGCAGCUGCCUCAGAAACAAGAGGAAAUGGGAAUUCUCAGCAGAACAGCAGCGCUUGCCCCAAAGGAAUUAAAGAACAUUCCACUGAUAAUUCAUUGGUAUCUUACGAAGCAUUGGAAUAUCUUGGAAAUCCAGAUAGAAAUAUCCAGUUGCCGCGUUCAGUGCUAAGUAUGGCAAAAGCAAAGUCUCACCCAGAGCUGUCAGCCAUAUACUUAAUUCGCAACCUGUUCACAGAGGAAGUCCUGAUAAGAAGUAACAUCUAUGGCAGCUUGGGGCAUGGCAUGUAUGCCCUUAAUCCGAAUAGGAUUAACGCUCUUCAAGAAUUUCUUGGAGACGCCUACCUAACCUGCGAUCUAUCAGAAAGUGGAUAUGACUGGAAGUUGUGUGUGACAGCUAUCAAUAGUUGUAUCCGUAGUCUUAGAUGUGACUUCAAGAAGUCCACAUCCAAAGCAUAGCCGCUUCCAGCAACAAACCCUUUAACAGAGUCAGAGCCAAGAGAUAUCGACUGA